AUGCAUCAGGUAGUGCAGUCUGUCGAGCCAAGUCGGCAGUUUGUAAAGGACUCAAUUCUGCUGGUUAAAAGAUGCACCAAACCCAACAGAAAAGAACUCCAGAGGACUACCCUGGCCACAGCAAUAGGAUUUGCUAUGAUGGGAUUCAUUGGCUUCUUCGUGAAACUGAUCCACAUCCCUAUUAAUAGCAUUACUGUGGGUGGCUGA
Mus pahari (shrew mouse) is the source of this 207-nucleotide messenger RNA. RefSeq names its product protein transport protein Sec61 subunit gamma-like. Gene Ontology annotation, cellular component: membrane; Ssh1 translocon complex. The record is from RefSeq and is a predicted model, not a curated record. Gene Ontology annotation, molecular function: transmembrane protein transporter activity. The transcript has a single exon. NCBI's taxonomy places the organism in Eukaryota, Metazoa, Chordata, Mammalia, Rodentia, Muridae. The coding region runs from base 1 to 207 and encodes 68 amino acids. Gene Ontology annotation, biological process: protein targeting; post-translational protein targeting to membrane, translocation.